AUGUCACUCCCAAGAGAUGUUCAAGAGUUUCUUGCCGGUUAUCCAGGCAUAGAAGACCAUCCAUCUCAGCAUGCCAACUUGUUGUUUUACAGGAAUCAGCUACGGUGCCGACCGGAUAAUCUUUUGGUGGAAGAGAUCCACGAUCAGCGCGUUCAUUUCGUUCACGAUCUCGCAUGGAAAGGGGAUUACAACCUUCUUGAGUAUAAGCACGGUUUUAUACAAUGGCUGUUUCCAAUUCGUGAAUACGGCAUGAACUAUGAGUCGCAACCUUUACAGCUUCAUGAGAGGGACGCCAUGAAGUCCGAUCCAGAUAUUAAACGGCGACUACUGGCGUCAUACGAGCUUAUGCUGGAUUUCUAUGGAAUGCGCCUCCUGGAUCCUGACACUGGACUGUUGCAGAGGUCCCUUCCCCCACGAAACUUCGAAGGGCAGUACAGAAACCUUGUCCGAUCUAUGCACAACAACUUGCGCAUAUCUCGCAUCCUCAAAUGCCUCUCAGAGAUGGAUCUCGAACACCUGAACGCUGGCUUCCUUCUGCACGUUCUCAACGAGCAGAGCGAGAACGGCGAGCUGAACUCUGGGUCCAUCCAGAGCAGCAUGGACAGGUGGUGGGCGAACUGUCUCAGGAAUGAGAACGAGCGCGCGUGGAUAAAACGCGCUAUCCAGAAGGUCAGAACCGACGACAACUUCCAAUUCACUAGAGAAAAGUACGAGGCCGCCCUUCGAUCGCGGUCAGAGUCGGGCGAAUUCGACGAACGAAUGCUUCACUCGGAUCUGGCUUAG
Messenger RNA from Punctularia strigosozonata HHB-11173 SS5, 783 nucleotides. RefSeq lists its product as uncharacterized. Gene Ontology annotation, cellular component: membrane. Gene Ontology annotation, molecular function: opioid growth factor receptor activity. NCBI's taxonomy places the organism in Eukaryota, Fungi, Basidiomycota, Agaricomycetes, Corticiales, Punctulariaceae. The coding region runs from base 1 to 783 and encodes 260 amino acids. The record is from RefSeq and is a predicted model, not a curated record. The transcript has 4 exons.